AUGGAUUCAACAUUCACAAAAGAGGACGGCGAGGAGACACAAGUGAUCGAUGACGUGGCGAAUGAAGUCGUCGUUCCGUCAGAAGUCGUUCCGAUUCAGAAGACGGAACAGCAGAAAAUGCAACAGUUCUUUAUGGGAUUCUCGAGAGCCGAGAUUAUUGUGAUGAAGCACACGGUGAAAUAUCUCACUGAGACUAUGGAGAGAUUGUUGUACUCUAAUGACCAAAAAAGGCCAGUGAAUGCAGUGAAAUAUCUCACUGAGACUAUGGAGAGAUUGUUGUAUUCUAAUGAAUUCGAGGUCCGCCGCUGUGCGACCGGAGAGAUUGUCUCCCAAGGUCGUUGCCACGUGAACGGAGCAAUGAACGGAAAUGGGGGCGGAGCUUCGGAUGAAGAAGUUCAAAAACUACUAAAAGAGAGAGACGCAGCACGUUCGGAAGCUGAGAAAUUGCAUGCGAACUAUGCGACACUAUACGCUGCGUAUAAUCAAGUGAGAGAGGCGGCGAACGAUAUUCGAACGGAAUUCGAGGAUGCCCGCGAGAAAUUGAAAUUGGCGACUGCCGAGAUUGACGAGUGGCAAGUCAAGUUUAUGUCCAUCAAGGAGAAUGCGACCAACGAGUUGGAGAGAGCGUCUCGAGAAUACGAAGACUUGGUGCAGAAUCACGAGGAAAAUGUGAAGGGACUCCGGCUUCGCGCGAAACGACACGCCAUCGAGUUGAGCAGUAAAAAUGAGGAAAUCGAUGUGUUGAAGAAACGAGUCGAAGAGCUCUCGGCGAUUUGUGAUCAAUUGAUUGAAGACGUCGAUUUGAGUGAUCAGAUGUCUGCUGUCUCCAUGGAUGCUUAA
Molecule: messenger RNA, 840 nt
Organism: Caenorhabditis remanei
Lineage: Eukaryota; Metazoa; Nematoda; Chromadorea; Rhabditida; Rhabditidae
Exons: 4
Coding region: 1-840 (279 amino acids)
Source: RefSeq, a predicted model, not a curated record